GCACUCGACCCACUCUGCUGACUAACCUUUCCACAGGCAAGUCGUGCAAGAAACCUGCAGUUCAGGAGGAGGAUAGAAUGUACUUUCAUGUGUACAUACACAGAGUAUAUUUAAGGAGAAAUAACUCUUGCCUGGAGAGGAGACAGAAUCAAGAUGACCGCUUGUGGCUCCUUCAGUCAAAACACACAUACAGCACACUGUAUUCUUCUAAGCUGCCAAACCACUACCUGCAUUGAUUCACAAAGAUGAACCAAAGUGGAAUGGAUACAAGAAUUGGAUGACAGCUAAAAAUAUCAAGAAGGAACUAUUAUCGAACACCUUCCCUUUAUUUUUGCUUAAAACUGAACGACAGAUACAUUACUAUAUUACCCAGCUUCUCCCUCAAAGCUCUGUAACAUCGACUGGCCACUUUCACCCAAAGGUCAGAGUUAAAUAGUUGUUUGAAUAUUAAUUAUUGUAAUCAUCAACCCCCUGUAACCUAGUUAAGAAAGUGCAAAGAUCACUUCACUCUUGAAAUUGAAAUUACCUAGGUGUCAACUCAGCUGACAUAUUCAAACAUGGCCACUACUGGUGCCAUGGAAGUGGCAGACAUCAGUGUUGUAAUGCUCUACUUCAUCCUGGUGCUAGCGAUUGGGUUCUUGGCGAUGUGGAAAUCCAAUCGCAGCACAGUGAGUGGAUACUUCCUUGCUGGUCGCUCCAUGAACUGGGCAGCUAUAGGGGCCUCCCUAUUCGUCAGCAACAUAGGAAGUGAGCAUUUUAUUGGACUUGCAGGAUCUGGAGCUGCGACUGGUUUGAGUGUAGCUGCGUGGGAAUUGAAUGCCCUGUUAUUGCUCCAGCUGUUAGGUUGGAUUUUCAUCCCUGUCUAUAUUCAGUCAGGAGUCUACACCAUGCCAGAGUACCUGUCCAAACGGUUCGGAGGGAGACGGCUGAAGGUGUAUUUUGCAGUGUUAUUGCUUAUCCUCUACAUCUUCACCAAGUUGUCAGUGAACCUCUAUGCCGGAGCUUUGUUUAUCCAGGAAUCAUUUGGGUGGAACUUGUAUUUGUCGAUCACCCUGCUUAUCGCCAUGACUGCUUUGCUGACAGUCACUGGAGGCCUGGUUGCUGUCAUCUACACGGACAUAGUCCAGGCGUUCCUCAUGAUUGUGGGAGCUCUCUGUCUUACAGGCAUCAGCCUCGUCAAAGUGGGAGGACUUGAAGGGUUAAGGGUCAAGUACAUGGAAGCCUCGCCAAACAUCUCAGCCAUCUUGAUGGCUUCACCUAACCUGACAUUUUCUGAAUCCUGCUACCACCACCUCAACCCAAGGCCAGAUGCACUGAAGAUCUUUCGAGGACCAAAAGAUCCAGACCUGCCUUGGCCGGGUUUUUUGCUGGGCCAGACACCUGCCUCUAUUUGGUACUGGUGUGCAGAUCAAGUGAUUGUGCAACGGGUUCUGGCAGCAAAGAACAUCGCCCAUGCCAAAGGUUCUACGAUCAUGGCUGGCUUCCUGAAAAUCCUGCCCAUGUUUGUUAUCGUCAUCCCAGGGAUGAUUGCCCGGGUCUUAUUCACUGAUGAGUUGGUGUGUAUCAGUCCCGAACACUGUCUGGAAGUAUGUGGCUCAGCAGCUGGCUGUAGCAACGUGGCUUACCCGCGGCUUGUCAUGUCAGUGAUGCCCGUUGGCCUCCGAGGUCUGAUGAUGGCAGUCAUGAUUGCAGCUCUCAUGAGUGACCUGGACUCCAUCUUCAACUCAGCAAGCACCAUCUUUACACUGGAUAUUUACAAGAUGCUACGGAAGGAAAUAUCUUCCAGAGAGCUGGUGAUAGUCGGCAGACUGUUUGUGGUUUUUAUGGUGAUAAUAAGCAUUGCAUGGGUGCCAGUCAUUAUUGAAAUGCAGGGAGGACAGAUGUUCUAUUACAUCCAAGAAGUAUCCGAUUAUCUGACUCCACCCAUCGCUGCUCUGUUCUUGCUCGGAGUCCUAUGGCAUCGAUGCAAUGAGAUGGGUGCUUUUUGGGGUGGGAUAAUAGGCUUUAUACUUGGAGCAGUGCGUCUGGUGCUAGCAUUUGUUUACCGUGAACCUCACUGUGACCAACCGGAUGAGCGCCCGUCUUUCAUCAAAGACAUCCAUUUCAUGUAUGUGGCGGCCAUCUUGUUCUGGGUAUCCGCUUUAGUGACCAUUGUUGUGAGUCUCUGCACUCCACCCCCCACAAAAGAACAAAUCGCAACAACUACUCUGUGGGGUUUAAACAAGAGAAAGAAGUUAAAACUGCAAGUAAAAGAAAAUGCUGAGGAGAGCAUCAUUUCUCUGAAGCCCCUUAACAAUGGAAACACUGAGCUUGGUAAAGGAGAGUACAGAGACCAACUCAAUGGCAUUGACAAUUGUGAAAAUGGUCAACCAAGCAAUGGCCAUGCUAUUACAGUCACUAACCUUGAACCCCACCAUCCAGUCCAGAAAAGUUGCUGUACAAUGACUACUGAACGCAAAAUGUUAGAGGAAGCAGAUGGAGGGGGUGUAAGGGAUGGGGAGGAGGGCUGCUUUGAAGGAGGGGGGACACACAGCCGGAGGUGCAUAAGGGUGCUAGAGUGGGUGUGUGGCUUCAGGGAGAAAUCAUCCAAGGAUCAGGUCAUUAUAGCUCAGGAACAGGAAAUGACCGCUGAUGAGCUUCUCCAAGAAUCUCCCCAAACCAGAAUCAUCCUGACCUUAGGAAUGGUCGUGAUUUGCUCCAUUGGCAUCUUCCUCUUCAUCUAUUUUUCUAUAUAGACCCCCCCAAGUAAACCUGAGCAUCCACACUUCUAUGUGUUCUUAAACGGCUUCCCUUGAAUGACCAAAAUUGGAAUUGACCAAACCAAAGGUGCUCAUGAGUACAGCACUGACAACUGUUCAACCUGAGAUUUUUACAUAGACAUAGACAACAUAGAAAUUCUAUAUUGUCUAUGUUGACUUCACAACAAAGGGUUUGGUUUAGUUUAGGGUUAGGGUUACUUCACAACACAUUUACGGGAGACUCCACCUGUUAGGGUGGAGUCUUCCGGAUAACUACAUUAAAUUACAUCCCUUAUUUUUAAUAAAAAAAUAGCAAAUACUCUCAUUUGUUAAGCCAAUAAACAAAAAUAAGAUUUAAACAUAUGCACUAAUGUACAUUUUACUCAGAAUGACUGGAUAAAAUGUAUAUUUGUUGUUAUGGAAUAAGAUUUCUAUCACUCAAAUUGUACUGUAUUUGUUCACCUUUUUUUUAAAUCGCAUUAAAUUUCAUAAAAACUCAGCAGGUUUGAAUUAGCAGUAGCACAUGUGUUAGCAUGUUGUAUACUAUGACUAAAUGAAUGGUUUUACAUUUACGAUGAGUGUUUGUGUAUGACAAUAUAUGACACUGAAUUAAUUGAUGUUUACUGUUACAUGCAGUAGGCUAGUUUUCUGUUGUAUACAUAAUAACAUGUUUUUUAAUUUGUCCCAAUGGGGAUGUCUUUUGUAAUUCCACUGUGAAAAUGUCAUAGUAAAACUUAUUUUAAUGCAAAUAUGUAUCUAACCCCAUCAUUUUUUAAAGAACAUUUUAACAUAUCUGCACUAGUAAUACCUUCUUAUUGCUACACAUACUCAUGAUCCACACUGUAUGCAAAUCCAAUUUGCUGAGUUUGUGGUUUGUACUACUCUUUAAAACUUAAAAGCGGCCUUCUACUCAGAUGUUAUUUUUAUUAAUGUAAAUGUGAAUUUUGAUGCAUUUUGCACAAUUAAAACAAGGAUGGAUUUACUGUG
Solea solea (common sole) is the source of this 3725-nucleotide messenger RNA. RefSeq names its product sodium/myo-inositol cotransporter-like. The coding region runs from base 558 to 2735 and encodes 725 amino acids. The transcript has 6 exons. Gene Ontology annotation, cellular component: plasma membrane. Gene Ontology annotation, biological process: inositol metabolic process; myo-inositol transport; transmembrane transport. Gene Ontology annotation, molecular function: D-glucose:sodium symporter activity. NCBI's taxonomy places the organism in Eukaryota, Metazoa, Chordata, Actinopteri, Pleuronectiformes, Soleidae. The record is from RefSeq and is a predicted model, not a curated record.